This is a messenger RNA of Ostrea edulis (European flat oyster), 657 nucleotides long. Its product is annotated as cilia- and flagella-associated protein 90-like. NCBI's taxonomy places the organism in Eukaryota, Metazoa, Mollusca, Bivalvia, Ostreida, Ostreidae. The coding region runs from base 1 to 516 and encodes 171 amino acids. The record is from RefSeq and is a predicted model, not a curated record. The transcript is spliced from 4 exons.
AUGGAAGAAAAAGAAGGGAAACAAAUGUCCCUCUAUGGGAAGUUUAUUCAGUCGCCUGUGGAUAUGGCAGAGUCGUGGAAGAAUGUUCUUUGUAGGACAGAAAAUAUUCGUCGUAAUCACUUGGCAAAUAAGGGAGAUGGUUCGUCUCUUUGGCCCGGAAUAAAACAGUGGUCAAGAAACGAAUUGGAGGAUAAGAAAGAUUCCUACUUUGGAAAGAGAACUAGAAACACUGUGGUUGAUACAUGUUCAACUUAUGAACGGCUGUUCCAUCCAAGCACCCAAGCAUACGAUAGCAAGAUUCAUCGUGAUGAUCGCAACAACACACUGAAAAUCGGGAGAGCCGUCUACGACGAGGAGAAAAAGAGAGUGUUGCCUUUACUAAGUUCUUCUGUGUAUGGCCAGAGGGCGUGUCAGUUGUUUGAGCCACCGUGUAGAGCACAUGUUCGGAUUGCGCACAUUGCGCAGAGCUUCUACCGCAAGCGCGGAACAGGACUGCCCCCUAUCGAGAAACCGUGAGAGGAUGUAUAGAAAGCAACAUUAUAUUACUUAUAUGUUAAAAUGCUAUUUGAAUUGUACUGAUAGUAUCCAAAAAGAAUUGUAGAAAUGAAAUACAAUGUAUAGUAAAAAUAAAGCAGUUAUUUAUAGAAAGUUUUAACU